Messenger RNA from Mesorhabditis belari, 378 nucleotides. The record is from the annotation of a GenBank genome assembly. NCBI's taxonomy places the organism in Eukaryota, Metazoa, Nematoda, Chromadorea, Rhabditida, Rhabditidae.
AUGCUCUCAACUGUUUAUUACCAGCUCUUUCUUGUUGGUGUGAUCGGCUUUGCCUUUUGCGAAGAGCCAUUGAUAUUGGUCUCAACGAGAACUCCACCAAAAACGACAACUGAGCAAAGUACAAGUGAAUUGACGGAAGAUCCAUUCCAAGGAUUUCAAUCAUGGGAUUGUGAUACUUACGGGAUUAAGGAAAUUCGCUUCAAUGUCAUGUAUAAUUCGGCCAAAAGCGUGAAGAUCUCUCUGAAUAAACAAAAGGCUUUGUGUAUUGCCGGUUUCAACAAAUGUCAAUCGAAUUUUCCCCCAGCUUUCCCCAAUGAUGAGGCCACCUAUUUUGCCAACUAUCGAGACGGGAAAUUCGAUGGAUGUUCGGCGAUUAUG